This is a messenger RNA of Scomber japonicus (chub mackerel), 624 nucleotides long. Its product is annotated as cerebellin-1. NCBI's taxonomy places the organism in Eukaryota, Metazoa, Chordata, Actinopteri, Scombriformes, Scombridae. Gene Ontology annotation, cellular component: synaptic cleft; glutamatergic synapse. Gene Ontology annotation, molecular function: protein binding. Bases 1 to 624 code for a protein of 207 amino acids. The record is from RefSeq and is a predicted model, not a curated record. The transcript has 3 exons.
AUGCCCUACCCAUCUCCUCCCGCUUCACUCUACUUUGCUCCCCGCUGUGUGUUUUUUGUUGGACUGCUGCUCCUUGUCCAUUGGGGACCGUCAGAGGUCAGUUGCCAGAAUGACACAGAGCCAAUCGUGUUGGAGGGAAAGUGUCUGGUGGUGUGUGACUCCAAUCCCACAGCGGAGCCAGCGGGUAAUGCUCUUGGCAUGUCGGUAAGGUCAGGAACUGGUCGGGUGGCAUUUUCAGCCACCCGUAACACCAACCAUGAACCCUCAGAGAUGAGCAACCGCACCAUGACCAUCUACUUUGACCAGGUCUUAGUAAACGUUGGCAGCCAUUUUGACCCAGCAAGGAGUAUCUUUGUAGCUCCCAGAAAAGGAGUCUACAGUUUCAGCUUUCAUGUGGUCAAAGUGUACAACCGGCAGACGAUCCAAGUGAGUCUGGUUCUCAACGGCUGGCCGGUGAUCUCGGCCUUCGCAGGUGAUCAGGAUGUGACGAGGGAAGCUGCCACCAACGCAGGGCUGGUGUUGAUGGAGAGAGGCGACAAGGCUUACCUCAAACUGGAGAGGGGGAACCUGAUGGGAGGGUGGAAGUACUCCACUUUCUCUGGGUUUCUGGUGUUCCCCUUGUAG